Messenger RNA from Hibiscus syriacus, 3273 nucleotides. Its product is annotated as protein SEMI-ROLLED LEAF 2-like. NCBI's taxonomy places the organism in Eukaryota, Viridiplantae, Streptophyta, Magnoliopsida, Malvales, Malvaceae. The record is from RefSeq and is a predicted model, not a curated record.
UGUGUUGUAAAUCUGAUUGGAGAGCUCUUCGGUUUGUUUAUCUUCUCUGCGUUGGUGGGAUUCUGGCCUAAAAACCAGAGGCGUUAAUUGGUGUUUUUAGAAAUGGGGUUCAUCUCCAGGAAGAUCUUCCCUGCUUGUGGAAGCAUGUGUGUGUGUUGUCCUGCUUUGAGGUCAAGAUCUAGACAACCUGUUAAGCGAUACAAGAAAUUGUUGUCCGAAAUAUUCCCCAAGUCCACUGAUGCUCCUCCCAAUGAAAGGAAAAUUGCCAAAUUAUGUGAAUAUGCUGCCAAAAACCCUUUCCGAAUUCCCAAGAUUGCCAAGUAUCUUGAAGAAAGAUGCUACAAAGAAUUGCGUUACGAGCACAUCAAAUUCGUCAAUAUUGUCACGGAAGCUUACAACAAGUUACUUUGCAUGUGCAAGGAACAGAUGGCAUGUUUUGCUGUUAGCUUGCUGAAUGUUGUUAGUGAACUGCUCGAUAACUCUAAGCAAGAUGCUACGCGGAUCCUUGGAUGCGAAACCUUGACUAGGUUUAUCAAUAAUCAGGCGGAUGGAACUUACACACACAGCAUCGAGAAAUUUGUUCAUAAAGUGUGUAAGCUGGCACGUGAGGAUGUGAACGAACAUCAGAGACGCCGCUUGAGAGCGUCUAGCUUGCAGUGCCUUUCUGCCGUGGUUUGGUUCAUGGCACAAUAUUCCUAUAUUUUUCCUGCUCUCGAUGAGAUGGUAUAUGCCAUUUUGGAUAACUAUGAGCUAGAUACUCGAGUUGAUGACAAUAAUGAGAGAGAGCCCCAUCAUACUUGGGUAGAUGAAGUGGUUCGCUGUGAGGGUAGAGGUGCGAUUGUUGCCGGUGAUGCCAGUCCUAGCAACAUGAUUAUCAGGCCCCAAUCAGAGAAAAAGGAUCCCUCUCUUUUGACGAGGGAAGAGACUGAAACACCUAAAGUUUGGGCUCAAAUUUGUAUACAGAGAAUGGUUGAGCUGGCAAAGGAGACUACAACGUUGCGCCAAGUACUUGAUCCGGUAUUUGUCUACUUCGAUUCUCGGCAGCAUUGGAUUCCACAACAGGGAUUGGCAAUGGUGGUCUUGUCUGACAUGUCCUACGGGGAUGCUUCGGGGAAUCACCAACUGAUAUUAGCAGCUGUAGUCCGUCAUCUAGAUCACAAAAAUAUGGCUCAUGAUCCUCAACUAAAAUCGUAUAUCGUACAAGUUGCGGCCGCUUUAGCUACUCAAGUUAGAUCCAGAGGGGCGCUUGCUGAAACUGGUUUUGUUAGUGACCUAUGCAGGCAUCUGAGAAAAAGUUUCCAAGCCACUCUCGAAUCAGUAGGACAGCAGGAGUCGAACUUAAAUAUCUUGCUUCGAAAUUCCAUUGAAGAGUGCUUGCUGGAAAUAGCAAAAGGGAUUGAUAAUGCACUACCUCUGUUCAACAUGAUGGCGAUAUCGCUGGAGAAGUUGCCUUCUUCUGGAGUUGUUGCUCGUGCAACGAUUGGAUCGUUGAUGAUAGUUGCUCAUAUGAUUUCAUUAGCAUUAAUCCUCUCGAUCACAACUGGUACGAUCCAUUUCGUUUUUCCCGUAGCUCUUCUUGUUCAACUGAUGAAAGCAAUGUUGCAUCCCAACAUCGAGGUCCGUGUAGGAGCACACCAAAUAUUUUCAGCUCUUCUUAUUCCAAGUUCUAAUCGUCCUCGACAUGAAGUUGCAUCUCUGCAUUCUGGUUGUGUCUAUGAAACGAGAAGAUGGCAUUCCAACAAUGCUUCUGCAUUUGAAUCCAUAUCAGCGUUACUUGAAAAGCUCCAAAGGGAAAAGGAUGGCAUCGAAAUGGAAAAGAAUGGUUAUAGUAUUCAUGAAGAUUUUAAAGGAAAGGACAAUAUCGAAGAGGACCGGAAGCAAGGCCUCGUCAUGAAGAGUUCCCAUAAUAUCUAUAAUAUAACAUCCAUUAUUGACAAAACAGCUGCAUCAAACAUGGUUGAGGCAGAACCAUAUAUCAUGAAGUUGACAGAGGAUCAGAUAAUGCAGUUAUUGUCCGGCUUCUGGAUACAGGCCACCCUUUCCGAUAAUAUGCCGUCAAACAUAGAAGCUAUAUCACAUUCUUUUGCACUGACAUUAAUUUCUUUACAACUGAAGAACAUCAAUGACAACCUCGUUGUUCGCUUCUUCCAACUUCCGUUGUCCCUAAAGAAUAUCGCAUUGGACCCUAGCAAUGGGAUGUUAACUCCGGCAUUCCAGCGAUCGAUUCUCAUGCUGUCGAUGGGAAUGCUGAUGUUUGCAGCUAAGAUAUGCCAAAUACCUGAUCUGAUUGAUCUCGUCAAGCCUGUAGUUCCGUUCGACGCUGACCCUUAUCUCGGCAUCAGCAAAGACUUUCAAGUAUUCGUAAGACCUCAAGCAGAUGUAAAAAAUUAUGGACUUGUUACUGAUAAUCGGUUGGCCUCUUCUUUGCUAUUGGAUUUGCGGGAUAAAAUAUAUCAAUCUGACGAUGUCUUGAUUGAUAUCUUGGUUCGAAAUUUAUCGACCAUCACUGAGAUGGAAGUAGAUGAUCUUACAACGCAGUUGUCCGAGCCAUUCACACCCGAUGAUGCAUUCAUGUUCGGCCCUCGAUCUAUAUUUGACUUGGACCACAAUCAAAUGAUUCCCUAUUCGAAACAAUCACUUUCUUUUGAUGAGGAUAUUCAAACAAGCUCAUUACUUGAGGAUGAUGCAAGAAGUGAAGCAUCUGUCGUCAACCUGUCCCACUUCAUUCCGAAAGUGGCUGCGUCCCCUUCUGUGUCUCGUGUUACCGACAUUGGGCAGCUCUUGCAAUCGGCACUUGAGGCGGCUGGUCAAGUUGCAGCGAAUUCCGUCUCUACAUCACCUCUCCCAUACGAUACCAUGGCUAGCCAAUGCGAAGCAUUUGGCACCGGUACAAGGAAGAAGCUAUCCAACUGGUUGGCCCAUGAAAACGGAGCUGCUGAUAAAAUUAUACCAACAGUUGCUGCUGAUAGACACGCGAUGAUGCUUCAGAAGAUAUCAAAUGAAAGUGCUUUAACCAGAGCUGUCUCACAGAUCGACCCAUGCUUGUCUAUGAGGUUGCCUCCCGCUAGCCCGUUCGACAACUUCCUUAAAGCAGCUCGGUGUUAAACAAGGCGCAGGGUGUCAUAGUUGUUUAUGUUGUAAAGCUUUAGAAACUGACUAGAUUGUAACACUUAGGUUCGAAUGAAACUGAUAAUUUGAGGGCUCACAUUCCCAAACAUUACUGAUCCUUGUGUGCAUUUUGCUCUUCAAUGUUGAAAGAGCUAGUUUUAAGCA